Peromyscus californicus insignis is the source of this 5646-nucleotide messenger RNA. It is a transcript of the gene Paqr5, whose product is annotated as progestin and adipoQ receptor family member 5. The record is from RefSeq and is a predicted model, not a curated record. Gene Ontology annotation, cellular component: membrane. The transcript is spliced from 8 exons. Gene Ontology annotation, molecular function: signaling receptor activity. Lineage: Eukaryota; Metazoa; Chordata; Mammalia; Rodentia; Cricetidae. The coding region runs from base 244 to 1236 and encodes 330 amino acids.
UGGAGGGCGCGCCGCCUGGUGCUCCAGGUGCAGUUCCCAUGAGCCUGGGGGCCCGCGGUGGCCCAGGAGGAGUGGCCCGUCUCCAGUCCGCCCUUGCCGUGUCUCUGCGCCCUGUCCACUGGACGCCAGUGAGCCUCAGAACCCAGGGAAGCCACCCAGAUAUCCCUGGUAUGCCGCAAGUCUGAGUGGAACCUACUGGGAGGCUGGAGUGACCCCGACUGCCUCGUCCAGCCAGGUGUCAAGAUGCUGAGCCGGAAGCUCCCCAGGCUGCUCCGCAUAGACCAGGUGCCACAGGUGUUCCACGAGCAGGGCAUCCUCUUUGGCUACCGACACCCACAGAGUUCCGCCACUGCCUGUAUCCUCAGCCUUUUCCAAAUGACCAAUGAGACCCUCAACAUCUGGACGCACCUGCUACCCUUCUGGUUCUUUGUGUGGAGGUUCGUGACUGCACUGUAUAUGACAGACAUCCAGAAUGACAGCUACUCAUGGCCUAUGCUCGUGUACAUGUGCACCAGCUGUGUGUACCCCCUUGCCUCCAGCUGUGCGCACACUUUCAGCUCUAUGUCCAAGAACGCCCGGCAUAUCUGCUACUUUCUGGACUAUGGUGCUGUCAACCUCUUCAGCCUGGGCUCAGCCAUUGCCUACUCUGCAUACACGUUCCCUGACGCACUGGUCUGCAGUACCUUCCAUGAAUGCUAUGUAGCCCUGGCUGUGCUGAAUACCAUUCUCAGCACUGGCCUCUCCUGCUAUUCCAGGUUUCUCGAACUCCAGAAGCCCCGGCUCUGCAAGCUGCUCCGGGUCCUCGCCUUCGCCUACCCCUACACUUGGGACUCACUCCCCAUCUUCUACAGGCUCUUCCUGUUCCCAGGGGAGAGUUCAAGAAAUGAAGCCAUCUUGUACCACCAGAAACACAUGAUCAUGACCCUCCUGGCCUCUUUCUUGUACUCUGCUCACCUGCCAGAGCGACUGGCUCCUGGACGCUUUGACUACAUCGGUCACAGUCACCAGCUGUUUCACGUGUGUGUGAUCCUGGCCACACACUUGCAGAUGGAAGCCAUCCUUCUGGACAAGACGCUGAGGAAGGAGUGGCUCUUGGCAACCUCCAGACCCUUCUCUCUGCCUCAGAUAGCAGCAGCCUUGCUUCUUUGCAUCAUCUUCUGCCUCAGUAACAUUAUUUAUUUCUCAGUUGCUCUGUAUCGGACCCCUGAGCCUGAGUCACAUGAAAAGGAAACGUGAUUUCAGAACAUGCCAGGCUUCAGGGUUAAGUCAUUGGGGUGGUGUCGACUUAAAGUGGCCAAAAGGAUUUGUAGUGACUGAGGUCUUGACAUUUUUAAAUGGGUUUGUAUCAAAAAAACUAUUUAACCUGGGGAGAAUUCUCUACUCAUGCACUGAUUCUGUAAGUGUUCUGGAAAAGGGAGAACGUGGGUUUAAGUCCUGCAGAAGGCAAAUUAUUGAAAUAUUAAGUUUUAAAUUUAUUUGAAAUGGGGUGUUUAGGGAAUGGGGAUGUAGCACAGUUGGUAAAUACUUGCCUACAAUAUACAAAGCCCUGUGGUUUUUGUUUGUUUUUGGCUGUCUGUUUAUUUGUUUGUUUGUUUGAGACAGGGUCUCAUUAUGUGGCUCAGGCUCUCCUGGAAUUUACUAUGUAGACCAGGCUGGCUUCAGACUCAGAGAUAUGCCUGCCUGUGACUUCUCAGUGUUGAGAUUAAAGGCGUGUACCACUAUACAAAGUCCCUGGUUUUGGUCCUCAGCAAGGCAUGAACCUUGCCUGAUGGUGCAUGCCUAGAAUUCCAGCACCAAAGGAGUAGAAUCAGAUGAGCAAAAGUUCAAACCCAUCGUUGGAUACUUAGUGAGUUUGAGGCCAUCCUUGGACCCAUGAGAUUCUGUCUCUAAAAAAUAGAGUUCUCAAGUCUAUUUAAACAGUCGGAUUAAGCAUUUUGCCCUGCCCUUUUAAUUUUAUAUUAAUGUUUAAAAUGAAACUGCUGCAUUUGAUAAAGUUUGUAUAGCUAAGCUCCUUUCUCAGAUGAGAGAGGUGGUUCAAUGAGUUAAGAAGCUUGCUGCCAAGCCUGACAACAGGAGUUCGAUCCCCAGGACCUGCUGCAAAUUAUUCUCCAGUACAGAAAAAUUGUGUUGACCUCUGGAGCCAAGUGUGUCAUCCCAACAGGUAGGGCUCCCUGUCACCUUCCCAAGCAAUGAAGGAGCUGUCUUUGAAGAUGUCACAUGCCUGACAUUGUUUUAGUCUGCUCAGUAUGCUGCUGGACUUAGUAUUUGUGCAGAGUGUUGAAGACCUCACCAAUGAGAGUCAAAUGUUCUGUCUUCAAGCUUUCCUGUUAAACAGAAACACCAGGUAAGCUCGUGACAUGUACUUCCCAGGGUAAACCUAGGGGUUCUGCUUUCUGAGGUUAAAUGCAGGUUUUUGUAGAGGAAAUGUGGAUAGAAACACAUCUACAGAAGGACUCUAACACAGGAGGGCUGGGAGCAAAAGCUAAAGACAUUUGUGGUCCUUCCUUUGCAGUUUGAUCAAAGUUCCAGCAACCUGGGGAGAUACCAUGAUCAUGAAGGUGGUUUUCCCAGGGCGAGGCUUAUCCAUUUCUCUCCGGAUGUGCUGACCCCUGUGAUUUCCCCAAAUGUGGGAAACUUCACUGCAUAAUUUGUGGUAGUGGGGGACUGCGUUUGUGCUCUCCUAUAAGGGAAAAAAAAGUUCCAGCAACCUGCCAUCUAUGCGUAAAUCCCUGUUUUCUUUCCAGAGUUUUCUACUAUCAAUAAUAUUUUUUAAAGUAAUUAAAAUAAAAAUGAAGUCUUGUGGGUCAAACCCUAGACUAAAAAGUAAGUAAAGCCAGGAGCCUUGAAGGAUAGGCUCUCAGGAAUGCAUACUGAUUUAAAGCUGCCUGUUUCCUGUGUGUGGAUAAAAUGAGGUCAGCCAUCUUCCUGACUGCUGGGUCAGCCUCAUGCUCAGGAUCCAUGCCUUCCCUACCGUGGAGGAUGACAGUAACCCUUCUGGAACAAUAAGCUGAAAGAAAUCCCUUCAUAAAAAAUAAACAGUAACAAGAAAUCUCUCUCUCAUACACACGCACGCACGCACGCACGCAUGCAUGCACGUGCACACACAGACACAUACCCAACAAAACUCUGCUAAGAGCCAUGACCUUGUGCAACGAUCUUUGCUGCCUCAAACAGAAAAUACUUGUGCAGAGACAUCUAACCAAGUGCCUGUCUGCCUUGGACCAAUGCUACCCUUGUUAUUGAUGCUUAGAACCAAAUAUUACUGUAUUCAUAAGCAAUAUAGCAUCCUCUUCAUUUUGCCUUAAAAAUACUCUCUUAUAGGGCUGGAGAUGGCUCCGUGGGUAAAGUGCUUGCUAUGCAAGCAUCAAGGCGAAUUCAGAUCCCCCAACAUACACCAUGGAAACCUAGGUGUGGUUGCCUGUACCUCUAACUCCAGCACGGGGGCAGAGACAGGCAGGUCCUGGGAACUCACUGGCCAGGUAGUCUAUCUAAACAUAGAGGUUUAGUAGGAGGUCCUAUCUCAGCAAGGUGGAAGCAGUGGAGGUAGACACUCUGACGUCAGCCUCUGGUCCCACAUGCAUCAGCAUGGAUGAGAGUGUCUAGGCACACUCGCUCUUGCCUAGACUCCUAAUGUGCAUGUAGCUUACCACAGCAUGGGUGCAGCCAUUGCAGCGCUGUUCUGGAUUAAUUUGUUGUCUUUGGAGAAGCUCUGUCAUUGAGGCUCAUGAUACCAAACAUGGCCAUUCCUUGUUUGUUGCACCAGUCAUUAAAGUUCGGCCUUUUAUAGUGUUUUCAGGGAGUCCAGAAAUGCUGAUACAAACCAGAUUUUAACAAUCAGAGGCCCAUCAGCCCCUGAUUGGCACUUGGUAAUGACUUUGCGGGGGCCAUCCAUCACAGUGCUCGGUCCUCUUUGCUGACUCUGGAAUACCCUCUGUCCUGUAACACUCCCUCCAGGAUUUAAACAGCUCAACCAUGUCAAUGGCUUUGCCAGCAGCUCAUAGUGUCACCCUUUAACGACAAGGGUCAACAUAUUGGAUGUGAGUGGUCAAGAAAUAUAGUGUCAUCAUUUUAUUAUCUGUUUACUUCUCCUCGGGAAGGGAGACUGAUACAGUUAUAUAGGCUGGUAAAUUUUGUUACAUUAGUUGCAAACUGCACAAUAAAUUUCAUUCUUUAACAGCAAUCUGACAUUGUUAGUGGCAUUCCCCAACUAUUUCACAUUCUCACAGCCCCAGUUUUAUAGUGGAAAGAAGAGGUGUAAAAUUGGGCUGGGCAUGUGGCUCAGCUGGUUGUUGUUGCCUGGCAUGCAUUAGGCUCUGGCUUUGAUACCCAGCACUGCAUAUACUGGGCAUGCUGUUACAUGCCUGUGAUCCCAGCAUUUGGGGUAUGGGGACAGGAGGAUCAGGUCAUACUCAGCUACAUAGUCUGAGGCCAGUCUGAGAUUCAUUAGGCAACUGACAAGAAUAACACUGAUUCAGUGUUUCUCAACCUUUGAGGCCGCUGUUGUGAACCUAGCACAGGAUGGACAGAUAAAUCCAGACAAAGGUAAGUCCUGUGAAGGACACAGACCUAGGGAGCUGAGGAGAAAGGUAGCCCAGUGAAUUGCACAGCCACUCAGAAAAGCGACAACUCAGGAGAGGCUUCAGGGGCCAAAGGAGCCAGGCUGGCUGGCGAGUGGUGGACAGACAUUUCAGGCCUUGGGGCCAGCGAGGGCUAUCGUACUGGAAGGAGAGGAGUUGGGCCAUUCCUUCCAGAAACGUUGAACUGCACUCCAGAAGACAAUGAUGAAUUCUGAAAAUGUUCUGAAUUUUCUCCCGAGAGAUUGCCCAAGGGCUUCCUGUGCGCCUUUCUAAGUGUGUGGAAUGCUUGGGGCUCUGUACUAAAGCACCUCUGGUAAGACAGCUAUCAGCUGCCAUCAUAUAUACGCACAGCUUUCUAGAACUGGCUUUACUUUGGCCUCCCCGGAAGAGUGAACUAAAAGGAGCUCAGAGAUACCAUAGCUCACCCUGGCUAAGGGUUGCCCAACUGUGAGAAACAAACACAUUCAGGCCUAAGCGUGCAGACAUCUGAGAUGCAAGGAGGGAGCGGGGCUGGAUACUGGAUUAUUCAGAAAAAUCCUCAGGCGAUUCUCCCCCUUAUGUUGCUGGGAACGGAACCCAAGACCCAGAACAAAAGUUAACCUCCCCAUAAGACCUAUUGAGAGAAAGAAAAACAUGUAUAUCCAAAGUCCUUUAUGCAGGCUUGCGAGAUGGCUCACCUAUUAAGAGCACUUGCUGCUCUUGGAGAGGACCCAGGUUUGGGUCCCAGCACCUACAGACAAGCUCACAUUCACCUGUAACUCCAGUUCCAGGGGACACAGUGUCCUCUUCUGGAAUCUACAGGCAUGGCAUGUACAUGGUGCACAUACACACACACACACACACACACACACACACACACACACACACACACACACACAAAUAUUUAAGGGCAUACUGUCUUUGCAAAGGCCCUGAGUUUGGUUCUCAGCACCCACAUUAGGUAGCUCACCACCACCUGGAACUCUAGCUCCAGGGGACCUGAUGUCCUUUUAUGGCCUUUUUAGAUCCUUUUAUGGCCUUUUUAGGUAGACACCUUUACAGACGAACACACACACACACACACACACAC